AUGUCCCGCCCACUGCGAUCGAUUCUUAUCCUUGGGCCAUCGACAUCAUUUCCUAAUCCUCCCACCACAACGUCUCUCCUCUCCUCGUCCACCACGGCCUCUCCGCCAUCUAAGCGCGCCUCGCGGCCCCCUCGGUCGUUUUCCUCUUCGAAAACGUCUCCUUUCGCCUCACAAACGGACCCUUCACUAUCCUCGCCCCCGGUUAAAGAAGCAUCCCCUUAUCCCCCGCGAGGCCUCCGCGUCCGGUGCCAUUCCUUCGAGGCACAUCCCCCCACAUCCUCCGAUCAGGUCACCGCAACGAGCUCCUCCCAAGCCAGAUUUUCAUAUCGGCGAAAGAGUUCCUGGAUACCUCCCACGAUCUUGCGCCCGCCGUCAGUGCGACUCGCAAACCCUGUCAAUUACGUUCCCCGCAACACUCCGGUCACCGUACCCCAUCUGUCGCAGCUCUCCGACGAGAACCUCCCACUCGACGCACACCGAGACGCCUACCCUUUGCUGACUAUCCCCGAACGGCGUCGCAGUCGACCGAUCCCAUCCCCGAACAGUCUGGUGGUGGAGCGCAGCCAAGGGGAAACGGAGAGUGGACGCUCCAGCAUCGCAGUGCCUCACGGCCAGAGGCGCAGUGGCGCGUUUGACGACCAGCUGGUGUUACGAGAAAUGUCCGAGUCGGGAGUAUCAAAUGGUGCCCCGGAGGUAAAGAACCCUCGCGCUCCGGAACGGGCGCAUCUGGGCCUCGAUUUCGCGGUAGACGGACCUGGGCCGCUUCACGACGACCGGCCCCGCCACAUCCAGUCGCAAUCCUCGCUGCGAUCACAGUCACACAUUGCAUCUGUACCAUCCAUUACCGGCGCUCAGAAUGGCGGCGAGGCUGAUGUGGCGGAGGAGUUAGCCUGGGGCCCUGCGCAUCCGUGUUAUCCUCACAUCAACCCACAUGUUCCGAUUGGGUCUGAGGAGUACAUGACCACCCGCAUCAUACGAAUCCGGCGUGAUUGGAUGAUCAAGGGAGACCUAGCUCCCACAUUCUCCAACCUGUACCCCGAGAUUCUGGACCCGCUAUUACCCGAACAAGAGUUUCGAAAGGUGAUCGCCACAGUGAAUGAUGAGCUCGUUAAGGCGUUCGAUCCGUUCAGCCUUCGCAACUUCAUCGACAGUGCGCUGAGCCUUCUGACGGGAUGGAUUUGGGAAGACAUAGGCGCGCCAGGAAUCAAGAGCCAUCUCAAACGGGUGGAAGCGUGGCUGGAGAGGUGGAACAGAGAGGUCGGGGCCAAGGACGGAGUACAUAUCUGGAGUCUCCGCAGGACGGCGUACAUGUCGCUGGACAUCCAGAUCCCGGAUCCUAAGGUUGGCAUCAUCCGCAGUGAGGGAGUUCCAUCGCUUCCAGGGACCCGGCCGAGCAGCGGCGUUUGA
Molecule: messenger RNA, 1407 nt
Organism: Aspergillus tubingensis
Lineage: Eukaryota; Fungi; Ascomycota; Eurotiomycetes; Eurotiales; Aspergillaceae
Product: ERF4 family protein
Exons: 2
Coding region: 1-1407 (468 amino acids)
Biological process (GO): peptidyl-L-cysteine S-palmitoylation; protein targeting to membrane
Cellular component (GO): endoplasmic reticulum palmitoyltransferase complex; extrinsic component of endoplasmic reticulum membrane
Source: RefSeq, a predicted model, not a curated record